Molecule: messenger RNA, 1135 nt
Organism: Cyprinodon tularosa
Lineage: Eukaryota; Metazoa; Chordata; Actinopteri; Cyprinodontiformes; Cyprinodontidae
Product: keratinocyte proline-rich protein-like
Exons: 5
Coding region: 46-969 (307 amino acids)
Source: RefSeq, a predicted model, not a curated record
GGCAAGAAGGGUUUGUGUGACUGCAGUAGCGUGCUGUCAUUGGUGAUGAGGCUGCUUUUAUGUGUUGUGCUGAUAUGGCUGCUUUUUGGAGCGCUAGAAGCAAGUAUAAGAACUUCCGCUUAUGGAUUUGAAAAUUCUGAUGCCAGGAGGCCUGAGCUUCAUUCUGAGGCUGUGUCCAAUGUACUACACUACCAGCCGGCCCCCAGAUCCCAGCCCCACAUGGUGGGUCACUAUCAGCCAGCCCCCAGGUCCCGGCCCGACCACGUGGACAGCUUCCAGCCGGCACCCAGGUCCCAGCCCAAUCAGGUUGGUCAUUACCGGCCGGCCCCCAGGUCCCGGCCUGACCAUGUGGGCAGCUACCAGCCGGCCCCUAGGUCCCAGCCCAAUAAGGUUGGUCACUACCGGCCGUCCCCCAGGUCCUGGCCCGACCAUGUGGGUGGCUACCAGCCAGCCCCCAGGUCCCAACUCAAGCAGGUGAGCAGCUACCAGGCGGCCCCCAGGUCCCGGCCCGACCACGUGGAUAGCUACCAGCCGGCACCCAGGUCCCAGCCCAAUCAGGUUGGUCACUACCGGCCGUCCCCCAGGUCCCGGCCCGACCAUCUGGGUGGCUACAAGCCAGCCCCCAGGUCCCAACUCAAGCAGGUGAGCAGCUACCAGCCGGCCCCCAGGUCCCAGCCCAGUCAGGUGGGUCACUACCGGCCGUCCCCCAGGUCCCAGCCCAAUCAGGUGGGUCACUACCAGCCAGUCCCCAGGUCCCAGCCCAAUCCGGUUGGUCACUACCAGCCGGCCCCCAGGUCCCGGCUCGACCACAAGGGCAGCUACCAGCCAGACCUCAGGUCUCAGACCCAAAAUGUGGGUCGCUACCAGCAGAUCAGAAACCUACCAACUUUAAUCAGGUCAAUGCAUCCUGGAUACCAGUUCAGCGAGAAAAGCCCUUCUUUCAUUCCUAAGGGUAAAUUUGGCCCUUAAAUAAUUGCAUUGGCUAAAAGGAGACAAAGAAGAAUUCCAGAAAAUUCUUCUUGACAAGCAACACCAAACCCAGACAUUUUGGAAAAUAAAAGCUAAUACAUUAAUUUACAGAAGCUUCAUUUUUUUUAAAGCUUUUCUGAUACUGAUUAAAGGCACUGUUUAGAAA